UUUACGGCGCACCAUAGACUUGCAAAGCGUACCAGGAUGUCUAGUUUUCGAGACAUGUACGAUUUACUAACCGGGAAGAACAUCGACCAUCAGACGUUCGAGAGUAUAUCCACGAUUGUGCAGAAACGGUUUAUGAAUGUGGGAAAUUGGUUUCAGGUUGGAUCGGCGCUUGCUUUGCUGUUGCUGGAAGAUGAUCUAUCAAUGCCUGUUCAUAGAUUAGCUGCAAUUUAUGUACUGCACGAUAUCCGCCGAAGAGAGCAAGCGGAAUCGCCAUUCUUCCUUUUCCUAGCACGUUUUCUUGAGCCAACCAAUGGGCUGCUCGCAACCAGCAGCCCUGGUCACUCACUCGAACUCAAGUUUAUCCAUCUUCUAUUGUCUAAUGGUGAUCCGGAGAUCGAGAAAAAAUCUCCCCGACUGUUGUGCCAAACGUUCGGCACCAUGCUACCAACUACGCCGGCCGAAAUCGUGUACAUUCAGGCAAAGGUUACCGAAAGGCUGAAAGAGCUUCCGCUGACGGUACGUUCAAACAUCAUGAACGUCAUCCCUGCCAUUCAGAUGAUGCCUGGCCGGGAACAAACCCACAAAAACUACACCGGUGCAGCCGUGGAAGAGCUCAUCUCUGCCAUGACAUUGCACACGAGCAACCCGCUCACGAAUGCCCUCGGGCCGACGUUUAUGUCGGUCGCACCACCCCUACUAACGUGCGAGGAAGAGUUGAUAUGGCUGGACCUGGGUAGCCCGUCGUAUCACAAACCAGUCUACAACAGCUGCAGCGAUGCGGAACCAACCCCGGACAAGUGCUUGCGCACGCUACUACUUCAAUCCUUCCGGCAGGCUCUCAGCAUUGCGGAUCAGCAGACGUUACUCACUGAGCUAGAGAAGGACACGCAACAGACCCAUCUGUCGUGCGUAACACCGGAAAAGCUUCCCAACCUGAUCGAAUACAAUCCAAUUAUUGCGAUCGAAAUUCUCAUGAAAAUGCUAAAAACGCGCCACAUCAACGCCUACCUUGACGAGAUCGUCAACAUGGAACUGUCGCUGCACUCGAUGGAAGUGGUCAAUCGGCUAACAACGUCAGUCGACCUGCCGGCGCACUUCGUGCACCUUUACAUCGUCAAUAGCAUUGCGACGUGCUCGACCAUCAAGGAUAAGUACAUGCAGAACCGGCUGGUGCGACUGGUUUGCGUAUUUCUGCAGAGUCUCAUCCGGAAUAAGAUCAUCGACGUUAAGCAACUGUACAUCGAGAUCGAAGCGUUUUGCAUCGAGUUCAGUCGCAUCCGGGAGGCGGCUGCAUUGUAUCGAUUGUUAAAGCAGCUUGAGCUUGAUCAAGGAGCGACCGGUAGUGGGGUUGGGGGCAGCGGAAGCGCUAGUCAGUCACUAAAAGAAAGUGGGCAAUGACAGGUACCGGCAAAUGAGUGAGUAGGGAAAAUAAAUUACAAACUUUCGGGGGAUUUUUUUAUGUAAGCAAGCGCGCUUCGUACAGGAACUGAAACUGUAACAGAUAUAUAAGAACUUAUUUAAAAAUAAACCAAUCUUAACGCAAA
This is a messenger RNA of Anopheles coustani, 1544 nucleotides long. RefSeq names its product CCR4-NOT transcription complex subunit 11 (gene Not11). Gene Ontology annotation, biological process: negative regulation of translation; mRNA catabolic process. Gene Ontology annotation, cellular component: CCR4-NOT complex. NCBI's taxonomy places the organism in Eukaryota, Metazoa, Arthropoda, Insecta, Diptera, Culicidae. The coding region runs from base 37 to 1398 and encodes 453 amino acids. The transcript is spliced from 5 exons. The record is from RefSeq and is a predicted model, not a curated record.